AUGCUGUUCUCCAAACUUGGACGCGCCGCCCUUGCUGCAGCCAUAUUCGCGACUCCCUCAUUUGCCCAAAACUCCGACGCGCCCGAUUUUGGACAGUCCACCUUCGUCGCUCCCGAGAACAACGUCGCCUUCGGCUUCACAGUCCCCGAAAACAGUGGCGAGGAUGUCUUCAUUACUUUGCGCGCCCCCAUCGACCGCUCCUGGGCCGCCAUCGGCAUCGGCUCGGAUCGCAUGCAGAACAGCUUGAUUUUCAUGAUCUACCGCAACGAGUCCGGCAACGGCGUCACCUUCUCGCCCCGCGUUGCCUACGGAAACUACGAGCCCACAUACUACGACCACAUGAAGUGGGACGCUCUGCCCGGCACCGGUGUCUUCAACGGCUCCAUGUUCUUCAGCGCCCGAUGCACCGACCAUUGCAGAAGCUGGCCCGGAGGAUGGGUCGACGUCUCCAACGAGAACCAAAAGGCUGUCUACGCCGUCGGUCCCAAGGGGGGCUUCUUUUCCAACCAGAGGGACGCAUCCGUCAAGUUCCACGAGGAGUUUGGACGCUUCACAAUCAACAUGAAGCGGACCAUUGGCCCCGCCGACGCCCCUGUCCUCAAGGAGGACUCUGUCAACGAAGGCACCAAUCAGGUCUCUGCCGACGACGGCCGGAGGGACUUCAAGUCCAUCUUCCACGCCAUCCUGAUGGUUGGCGCCCUGGUCUUCCUUGUCCCCUUUGGUGCGGUUCUUUUGCGCUUUGGUAACAUGGUCCGAUGGCACGCCCUCAACCAGGGCGUUGCGUUGCUCAUUGUCCUUGUCGGCUUCGUUCUCGGGGUUCUGACUAGUUUCUGGUACUCUCGUUCUCGUGGCUUCAAAUCCGCCCACCAGAUCAUCGGCUUCAUUGUCGUUGCCUUCCUGCUGGCGCAAUUCGCCAUCGGCUUCUUGCACCAUCAGAAGCACAAGAAGACGCAGCAGACAACCCCCUACAAGACAGUCCACGUCUGGCUCGGGCGCAUUAUUGUCGCCCUCGGCACUUUCAAUGCCUUCCUUGGCUUCUCUUUUGCGCUCAACCGCAAGUUCAACUACUUCCUUGCAGCCCUCAUCAUCCUCAUGCUCCUCGUCUCGCUCUUCUUCACCUUCGGCGGCAAGUGGGUCCGCGGCCGGGUGCCCCUCAAGUUCGGCAACCAGGCGCGGGGCGGCUACAACCCGGAGCCGUGGCGUCAAGUACCCACACAGGGCGGCUAUGCCUACGAUGGCGGUGCUCCACCAGCCUACCAGCCCCCUUCUCACCAAAAUCAGACUAUCGGCCUGACGAGCAUGGUCGCGAAUCCUGUGCAGCCGACUAAGGAGCGGAGCCGCAGCCGGGACUACCGAAACAACGAUUUGGGAUCACCGCAUCAGCCCCGGGAAAUGGUAUGA
Messenger RNA from Colletotrichum graminicola M1.001, 1401 nucleotides. RefSeq lists its product as uncharacterized. The transcript has 4 exons. The coding region runs from base 1 to 1401 and encodes 466 amino acids. The record is from RefSeq and is a predicted model, not a curated record. NCBI's taxonomy places the organism in Eukaryota, Fungi, Ascomycota, Sordariomycetes, Glomerellales, Glomerellaceae.